Rhinopithecus roxellana (golden snub-nosed monkey) is the source of this 4042-nucleotide messenger RNA. It is a transcript of the gene RUBCNL, whose product is annotated as rubicon like autophagy enhancer. The transcript is spliced from 15 exons. The record is from RefSeq and is a predicted model, not a curated record. Gene Ontology annotation, cellular component: autophagosome membrane; intracellular membrane-bounded organelle. Gene Ontology annotation, biological process: autophagosome-endosome fusion; autophagosome-lysosome fusion; autophagosome maturation. Gene Ontology annotation, molecular function: phosphatidylinositol phosphate binding. The coding region runs from base 865 to 2883 and encodes 672 amino acids. Lineage: Eukaryota; Metazoa; Chordata; Mammalia; Primates; Cercopithecidae.
UAAGCAAUAACUCCGGAUUCCCCAUCCUGCCAGGCCUGGCCAACUUCUGUUCUACUUUCUGUCUCUAUGAAUUUGUCCAUUCUAGGUUCCUCAUGUAAGUGGAUUCAUACAGAUGCGUCCUUUUGUAGACAGUGGCUGUUUAAGUCAGACAGGCAAGGAGGAAGAGAAACAGCCAAGCCAAAUGCAGAUUCCCUCGGUUCUUUCCUUCCCUGGUGCUUGUCUGGGCUUCUCCCCCAUGCAAAAUCAUCAGUCUUUCUUCCUGGGACUUCUGUGUGGUGAGGAUGCCAUUAGGCACCCUCUGGUAGCUUACAAUGCAGUUCAUUUCAUCUCAUUUCCUUCCUGUUAUGUACAGGGACUGAUUUCCCCUUUGCUGACUGUCAGCUGAGUUCAAAACCAGGGUCAAAGCUCUGCUCACAGCACAAAUCACUUCUUGUGAAGCCUGGCUGGGUUUUGGCGGGCAGCUGCUAAGCUUUCGGUCUUUUAUGUGGCUGUCCUGGCCACAAUGGAGCUUUGUGUGUGAUCAAGGGGUGCUGGGCAGGAGCCCGGCUGGGCCAGCUAAAACGGUUCUCCUAGCACCACCGUGAUCUCAGGACUAACCGCUGCACACCCGUGAUGGGAUUCCAAGCCUUCGCUGCAAGAGGACAAGGUGACGAGUUGCUGACAGUGAAGGCUGAACUAACACGGACAGUGAAGUGCUAAAUGAGUCGGACUCCGACUCCAGGUGAAGCAGCUAGCAGAGGUCAGAGUAAGGCAGCUCACGUUCCGGAAUAGCUCUCCAGACCCCCAACUGGCCAUGUGGUGAGUUCGGGGCCCAAAUCAAGUCGUACCAGCAAUCAGGGAACUCCCUCUAUCUGUUUUGAAUGGAUGCACACCAGUCACAAGCCUGGAAAGAUGGUGUCACAGUCUACAGUCAAGCAGGAUUCUCCUGAGGACCCCUGGGAAGGGAUCACCCAUUACUCCGGCAUUAUUGAUGGUUCGCCUGGACUCCUGAACACUGACCAUCCUCCUUGCCAAUUAGACAUCAGGCUCAUGAGGCACAAAGCUGCCUGGAUCAACCCCCAGGAUGUGCAGCAACAGCUGCAGGACUUGCAACCUCAGGUGCCAGCAGCCGGGAACAGUGGGACCCAUUUUGUGACAGAUGCUGCCUCUCCCUCAGGCCCUUCACCUUCGUGCCUCAGGGACUCCCUGGCAGAGACAACAUUGUCUGAGGCUACUACAGACUCCACUGGCAGCGCUUCUCCCCAUGGCUCGAGGGAAAAGAGUAGCAGGUUCUCUCUGUCCUCAACAGAAGUACACAUGGCCCGCCCAGGAUACUCUCAUCAAGUGUCUCUGCCCACAAGCCCUAGGAUUUUGGUCACCUCCCCAUAUCCUGAGACUGACAGUGCUUUUUUUGAGCCUUCCCACCUGACAUCUGCUGCUGCUGAAGGUGCUGUUCAAGUCAGUAGAAGAACCAUUUCUUUGAAUUCCUUCUCACCAGAAGUAUUUGUGCUGCCUGUUGAUGUAGAAAAGGAAAAUGCCCACUUUCAUGUUGCAGAUAUGAUUAUAUCAGCAAUGGAGAAAAUGAAGUGUAACAUUCUGAGUCAACAGCAGACAGAGAACUGGAGUAAAGAAGAAGCCAGUGGAUUACUUGGGAGUGAUCAGCCUGACUCUGACGUGACUUUUGAUACCAACAUAAAGCAAGAGUCUGGGUCUUCCACUUCUUCAUACAGUGGCUAUGAAGGUUGUGCUGUGUUACAGGUCAGCCCAGUGACUGAAACACGUACUUACCAUGAUGUGAAAGAGAUUUGCCAAUGCGACAUUGAUGAAUUUGUUAUUUUAGAGCUUGGAGAUUUUAAUGAUAUCACAGAAACCUGUAGCUGUUCCUGCAGCUCCUCUAAGAGUGUCACUUAUGAGCCAGAGUUCAAUUCUGCUGAACUAUUAGCCAAAGAGCUGUACCGCGUGUUCCGGAAGUGCUGGAUACUGUCACUAGUUAAUUCUCAGCUGGCAGGUUCCCUGAGUGCAGCUGGCUCAAUAGUUGUAAAUGAAGAGCGUGUCCGAAAAAACUUUGAAUCCAGUAUGAAUGUUGUACAAGAAAUUAAAUUUAAGUCUAGGAUCAGAGGGACUGAAGACUGGGCUCCUCCUAGAUUUCAAAUCAUAUUUAAUAUUCAUCCACCACUCAAGAGGGACCUUGUGGUAGCAGCCCAGAAUUUUUUCUGUGCCGGCUGUGGAACUCCGAUAGAGCCUAAGUUUGUGAAGCGGCUCCGGUACUGCGAAUACCUAGGGAAGUAUUUCUGUGACUGCUGCCACUCAUAUGCAGAGUCCUGCAUCCCUGCCCGAAUCCUGAUGAUGUGGGACUUCAAGAAGUACUACGUCAGCAAUUUCUCCAAACGGCUGCUGGACAGCAUAUGGCACCAGCCCAUUUUCAAUUUGCUGAGCAUUGGCCGAAGCCUGUAUGCGAAAGCCAAGGAGCUGGGCAGAGUGAAGGAAAUUCAGGAACAGCUCUUCCAUAUCAAGAAGCUGUUGAAGACCUGUAGGUUUGCUGACAGUGCAUUAAAGGAGUUUGAGCAGGUGCCGGGACACUUGACUGAUGAGCUCCACCUGUUCUCCCUUGAGGACCUGGCCAGGAUCAAGAAAGGGCUGCUGGCACCCUUACUCAAGGUCAUUCUGAAAGCUUCCCUUGCACACGUGGCCGGCUGCGAGCUGUGUCAAGGAAAGGGCUUUAUUUGUGAAUUUUGCCAGAAUACGACUGUCAUCUUCCCAUUUCAGACAGCAACAUGUAGACGAUGUUCAGUGUGCAGGGCUUGCUUUCACAAACAGUGCUUCCAGUCCUCCGAGUGCCCCCGGUGUGCGAGGAUCACAGCUAGGAGAAAACUUCUGGAAAGCAUGGCCUCUACAGCAACAUGAUGCCCCUGAGUAUUGUGAAAAAGACUGUUCAACAUGCCUUAUGAUAACAUCGAUUUGUGUCCAUUAUUGGUGACAUUGUUUUAGAUUUCUGGUAUUGUAUAUUAAGGAAAAAGAUGCUCUAUAUUCUCUUUAUUGCAUAUACUUAAUGUUUCAAAAGAAUGCAGAAUCUGUGAUUAAGCACAGGGUUGAUAGUAGUGGUUUUGUUUACAAAUGUUCUGUUUUGGCUGCUAUUGGUUUUUUAAAGAGGUUUUUUAUACUUUUGUAUUUGAAUAGUUAUGUUUAACUGAUGUUGAGCCAGUGUGUGUGUGUGUGUGUGUGUGUGUACCUAUGUGAAUUGUAACUGACAAGAUGAAUUACUCAAUUUCUCUCCCUCUAAUGCUUGUUUGAUGGAACUGCUUGGUUCUUCCAGUGAACAAAAAUAUGACCCCAAAUCUGUUUGUUCUGGCUUUUAUUUCUUCAAGAAACAGACUUCCACUUAAAUGCCAUUUUGUGAUUGUGUCAAUCAUACACAUUUUAUUUACUCCAGAGUUUGACUAGAGAGUACACAUUUCUUCUGCAGGUUUAUUUCAUGAUGAGUUGGAGUUGCUUAGCAGGGCGUGUAGAUCCAGCUGAAGUGCAGUUUGAAGCAGCCGCCUCUAGAUGGCGUUCUUUCAGGUGGCACAAAUCGAACCUGUAUUGGUCGUCUCUGUUCCACAUGCUGUAAUGUCAAGGGAUACAGGAGUAGAACUCCAUCCCUGCCCUCGAGGAUCUUGCUUUAUAGAUGUAAAACUGAACAUAAGGUAUUUGCAGAUUUAAACAAAUUGGGGGAAAUAAUGAACAGUGUGAUUCUAGUAAUAACAUUAAAAUCAUAGGCAUCGACUAAUAAGGUUAAAUGAAUCACAAAACCUUUAUGAAUUUCUUUUUCCUAGUAGUUCUUAUAUGUUUUCCUGAAACAUGUGAGCCUAUUCUUUUUUCUUCUACUUUCUAUAUACUUUCUCCUACUUGAGAAAGGGGCGUUGAGGCUGGGUCCCUUCAUGGUAUAUCUUUAGACUGAACGGUUUUCAGCCUAGGGCUUGGAUGUUAUAUUCCCUGGGAUUCACAUGCCCUAACUAAACCUACCUUGAUUUUCUCAGACAGCACAGGCAGGCAACGAAGCAUUACAGAUUGUCGCCUAACUCCA